ACCAUUAACAGCCACCAAAACGCCGCCACGCGGAGAGGAAUCAAAUCGUCAAUCGUCACGUGCUGGUCACGUGGGGGAAAAUGCGUGGACCUCAGCGCGGGAUAUAAAAGCUGAACUGCAGCCGCGGAUAUCCAUCGUGGAGAAGAAGCUAAAACAACUUCGAAGCAACUGGUGAAGAUAUUUUUCCAAUUUGCUUCACUCUUCUUGGAUUGACAAAACAGCCUCCGAUCCUACUUCCUUUACCGUAUAAAGUCACGUAAUUAAAUCUGAAGUAUAGGGGUAUUUCCGCCACGCGGUACAAGGCUGCGACCGCGCGAUUCGUACAUAAAUCUUGGUGUGCUGAGACGGAGGAAGCAGAAAAUACGAGAGGCGGAGAAAAAUGAGAGAGUGCGAACUUUGCGGAGUUCGGGCGCGGGUUCACUGCGAGGCGGACCAGGCGAGGCUGUGCUGGGACUGCGACGGGAAGGUUCACGGAGCUAACUUUCUGGUGGCAAAGCAUCCAAGGAGCCUCCUCUGCCACGGAUGCCAGUCGCUGACGCCGUGGACGGGGUCGGGUUCCAAGCUCACGCCGACGGUCUCUGUCUGCGAGACAUGCGUGGAACGCCGCGGGAGUAAGUUCGAGCGGCGGGCGGAGGUCCAAGAAAGCGAAGCGGAGAAUGACGGCGAUGAUGAUGACGAGGAGGAGGAUGAUGACGAUGAUGAUUGUGACGAGAGUGAUGAAGAUGAGAAUCAGGUGGUUCCGUGGUCGUGUCGUUCGUAUUCGGCCGCGGAGCCUCCGCUGGUGGCUAGAUGUUCGAGCAGUAAAGAAGAGGAAGAGGAAGAGGAAGAGGAAUAUUCGGUGUCGAAGCGAAUGCGUGGGACUUCACCUUUGAAGAAUGACAUAUAUUCAUAAUUUUUAAGAUUAAUGUUAGGGAGAUCAAAAUUUGUAAAUCAAAUGUUGUGGUUGUAGAUGAUUUACUGUUCGAGACAUCAAAAUUUGUAAAUCAAAUAACUUGUAGAUGGGUAAAUUAUUAAUUAAGUUUUAA
Molecule: messenger RNA, 1025 nt
Organism: Pyrus x bretschneideri (Chinese white pear)
Lineage: Eukaryota; Viridiplantae; Streptophyta; Magnoliopsida; Rosales; Rosaceae
Product: zinc finger protein CONSTANS-LIKE 2-like
Exons: 1
Coding region: 380-892 (170 amino acids)
Molecular function (GO): zinc ion binding
Source: RefSeq, a predicted model, not a curated record